This is a messenger RNA of Falco peregrinus (peregrine falcon), 3352 nucleotides long. It is a transcript of the gene IGFBP2, whose product is annotated as insulin like growth factor binding protein 2. Gene Ontology annotation, cellular component: extracellular region. Gene Ontology annotation, molecular function: insulin-like growth factor I binding; insulin-like growth factor II binding. The transcript has 4 exons. The record is from RefSeq and is a predicted model, not a curated record. Lineage: Eukaryota; Metazoa; Chordata; Aves; Falconiformes; Falconidae. Bases 109 to 1044 code for a protein of 311 amino acids. Gene Ontology annotation, biological process: regulation of insulin-like growth factor receptor signaling pathway.
CCGUGCCGUGCUGUGCCGUGCCGCGCCGUGCCGUUCGGCUCCGCGCCGCGCCGCCGGGAGGCCGAGCGGCGUGUCCACCUGCCGGCCCCGCCGCCCGUCAGUCCCGCCAUGGCGCUCGGCGCGGUCGGUCACGGCGGCGCGGCGCGGGCCGCCUGGCCGCGGCUGCUGGUGGCGGCGGCGGCGGCGGCGCUGGCGCUGGCGGGGCCGGCGCUGCCCGAGGUGCUGUUCCGCUGCCCGCCCUGCACGGCGGAGCGCCUGGCCGCCUGCCCCCCGGCCGCCCGCCCGCCCUGCCCCGAGCUGGUGCGGGAGCCGGGCUGCGGCUGCUGCCCGGUGUGCGCCCGCCUGGAGGCCGAGGCGUGCGGUGUCUACACGCCGCGCUGCGCCGCCGGCUUGCGCUGCUACCCCGACCCCGGCGCCGAGCUGCCCCUGCAAGCCCUGGUGCAGGGGCAGGGCACCUGCGCCCGCCGCCGCGACACGGCCGAGUACGGCGCCAGCGCCGAGCGCCCCGCAGAUAAUGGCGAUGACCGGUCUGAGAGCAUCCUUGCCGAGAACCAUGUGGAUGGCACCACGGGCAUCCUAAGCGGAGCUGGUGGGAGGAAGCCCAUGAAGACAGGCAUGAAGGAGCUGGCAGUUAUGAGGGAGAAGGUGAACGAGCAGCAGCGGCAGAUGGGCAAAGUCGGCAAGCCCCAUCACAACCAUGAGGACUCGAAGAAGUCGCGGCUGUCGACGGGCAGGACCCCUUGUCAGCAGGAGCUAGAUCAGGUUCUGGAACGCAUCUCCACUAUGCGGCUGCCGGACGAGCGAGGUCCCUUGGAGCACCUCUACUCCCUCCACAUCCCCAACUGUGACAAGCAUGGCUUGUACAAUCUCAAACAGUGCAAGAUGUCGGUGAACGGGCAGCGUGGCGAGUGUUGGUGCGUGGACCCCAUCCACGGGAAGGUGAUUCAGGGUGCACCCACCAUCCGUGGGGACCCUGAGUGCCACCUCUUCUAUACAGCCCACGAGCAGGAGGACCGGGGAGCACAUGCCCUGCGGAGCCAGUAGAGAGACGCUAUCCUGCUCAUUGGAGGCAGCUUGCCGUGGCCCCAGUGCUGGAUUUUACAUGGGUUUCAGCAUGUCUCUUUAGGCUCUGGAAGAGACUGGGGUUGGGUCCUGAGUGCUGCCCUCCUUCCCCUGCUGCCCAGCUCCUGGGGAGGGGAGGGAUACUGGGAGGGGAAGGGCGGUGGGGGGUGGGUGGGGGGGUUGCAAGGAGAAGGGACUGCUUUCUUAUAGUCUUUCACCCAGUGUAAGCCAGAGAACUGGUCUUUUUUGCUCCUCGCCCCGCGGCCCUGCCCUCCCUGCUGCUUUGCGGCAUCUUCCCACACCCUCCAGCACAGAGCGCUGUGUGCUCCCCAACACCUCCCAGGGGGAAAAAAACCCUUGCCAUGGGUGGGAGUGGGACAAAAAACAAAGAAAUUUCCCCACCCUUUCCCUCUCUUUCCCUCCCUUCCCCAAGACCAAAGACUGUAAAUACUGUGUCGCCUGCCUCUUGCGUCCUGCCGGUCCCCUGUGCCCCAGCCUGGCCUUCGGUCCUGGCAUGGGAUGCGGUGUGGGAGGGAGGGAAGGAGGAAAGCCCCUGGCUUCCCAGCUGGAACAUGGCAGCAUGGUUGGGAUGCAUCCCCCAAGGAGGCAUCAGUGAGGGAAAGGGCUAAAGAUGAGGUAGCUUCCCCCCUGCCCAAAAUACCCCUGGGUGCUUCCCUUCCUGGUGCUGGGGCACAGCCAGCCCCACAGGGACCUGGCUUCAGCCAGUGGUCCAGGAGGAUGGGGCCUUUGGGUGACGGUGAAGCUAAGCGCUUGUUUUUCUGGGGGAUUUGAAGAGCUAUUGCCCAGUAUUUCUUUAGGAUCAGCUUAUGCUGAGGGAGCUAAAGUGAACUUGCUGGGGCUGGGUGGAAGGAUGCCUGUGUAGAUUUAGGAUAACAAGCCAGGGAGUCUCUCUUUCUCUCCCUCUCAUUCAUUUUUUCUUUGUUUCUAGAUAGGAAAAAACCCAUCUAAAACCUGCACUCCCAAGCAGCUGCCCUUGUCCCUCCAUUUUUGCUUGGGACUGGAGUGAGCAUCUGCUAUUCAGCACACACUUCUUGGUGUUUGGUUUUUUGGUUUUUUUUGUUGGUUUUUUUUUUUAAAGUAAAUUACAGUAUAUAUCUUGCUUUGUAAAGACCCUGACACACACGCACCCCUCUGCCCACACACACAUUUGUAUAGAUGAAAUCCAAGUGAUUCCAAGUGCUCUGAGAGGUUUUGAGCUGGACAUGCCACUCUGAGGAGAGAUGUGUCUCUGCUGUUAUUUCACCUGUUGAUUUCUUUCUGUACAGAACACACCGAUGCUGAGAAUAAAUAACUUCCCCGUCGCCUAAGGAAGGAGAAUUUAUUAUUUUCUUCCCUUUUUUCAACCCCCCCUUUUUUUUUAAUAUGAAUACCAAUUGCAGAGUAAAUGCAAAAAUUCUCUCCUUACAGUAAAAGUCUUAGGCUUCCCUUAAAUGCAAUCAAGGUGGGGUGGGGGAGGGAGAUAAAGCAUCUCCCAAUUUCAGGCAAAUCCUUCUAAGCAGCAAACAUCCUUCAGAUCCUAGGGCCUCCACAUGGUUAGGUUGAAUAUGGCUGAGGAAAGGGGUUCCUUGGUGAGUAUGGGUGCUGGCGGGGGACACCUUGUGCCUGCAUGGUGGGGGCCAGGCAGCAGAGCUACUUGACCAUGACCUGCAGGGACAGGACUAGCCUCUGGUGGCACAACCCAGAAACACCAAAUGGUAGUGGAGAAACACUGCAGCUGGGGUCCACACUGCUGAUACCUCCUCAUCUGGGGACUUGAAUCUGGAGAAGGAAAAGCAAAAAGCCAAAUGGCUUCUGGAGGAAGGAGAGCACUGAGGUUUAUUGCUUUUUUCCCUGCCUUGGCCUCACAUUUCAGAUCCCAAGUGUGAAGGGCACAGGUGGUCUCUGUAAAUUCAGCCCCUCAUGACUUUGAAGGGGUUUGGAUGUGGCAGUGGAGGAGACAGGGAAAGGACCUGCUUUGGCAAGUCAGGGGUGGGAGUGCAUGCAUGUGAAUGUGUAUGAGAGGGAGCAAGAGUACACAAGAGAGAGAAAACAUACCUCCAUGCAAAGCCAAGUAACUGUAAAAGUGAUGCUGCCUGUUUUCUGUUAACAUCCGAGGGUGUUCUGCUUCUUCAUGUAAACCUUGCACACGCUGGCUGUCAUCUGCAGUUUGUACUUUGUUUUGUUUGUUUAGGAAUCAGGAAGUUUUCUUUUGUGUUUUUCUUUUUCUCUUUUGGAAAAGCUCAGCUGCAUAAAGUUGGAAUAAAUUAAAUGGGAUGCCAGAAAAAUGCCA